AUGCCAGAAGUAAUUACACAAAGCUUCAGUCUCAACCUACGUGGAAUGAGAGUGUUCGGUUUAUACCCUCCAAACCGCUAUAAAAAUCUAUACCGAGUGCUAACUUACAUUUUGUACUUUUUACUCAUAGUUCCAGUUCCAAUUCUGCAGUGUCUCAAUCUUUAUUUGCAAGACGAUCUCAGUUUUAUGCAAAUCGCCGACAACACUUUCUUAAUAGCGGAGCUGGGGUGCUUCAUUCCAAAAUUUUGGCCGUUUUUGAAUAAUGGUGAAAGAAUCAAAAAUUGUAUCCAUUAUUUUGAUGCUCCGGUUUUUGAAGUGGAGAGGAAAGAGCACAGGAAGAUUUUAGAGGAAGGGGUUAAAGUUUGUAGAACUACGACAAAGCUAUUUUUUACGUCUGUAACAGCAGGAUUUAUGAGUUGGUCUUGUAGACCUAUUGCUUGGAAAAAUCAUAUUUUUCCGACUGAUUUGUGGCUACCUUUUGACCCUAACACAGCCCCGACUUUUUAUAACUGUUGUGUUUAUGUAUAUCUAGUGUUAGCUGUUGGUUAUGGGGCUUACACUAGUGCAGCUGUUGAUCCUUUAGUCGCUGGAUUAGCCUAUCAGGCUACAGUUCAGAUACAAAUACUCAAAAACAACUUACAAUUUCUUGGGGAAUACGUAGACGAAGAAAUGUUGUCAUCGAACGAUAUUUCUUUAAAUAAGAAUCAUCUGUUUUUUGAAAAAGUGAAACAAUGUGUUAUUCACCACAACAGAAUUUUAGAUUUUGUCGAAGAAUACGGGAGAUGUUUUUCGCAAAUUGCCUUCAGCCAGUUUGCUGGAGGUGUGGUCGUUUUUUGCGUUUCGUGUCUUCAGCUUACCAUAGUGGACGUUCUAAGUUUCAAUUUUUUGGCAAUGAUGAUGUAUUUAAUUGCUAUGUUGACAGAAGUUUAUCUUUAUUGUCAUUUUGGGACGAUUUUGUUUGAAGAGAAUAAUACUAUAAAUACAGCAGUUUAUUUAAGCAAGUGGUACGAAUUCGACGUGAAAACAAAGAGAGCUUUGAUUGUUUUGAUGGAACGUGCAAAAAGACCUAUGGUGAUUAGAGUUGGAAAAAUCUUCGAUAUGUCUUUGGUCACUUUUACAAUGAUAUUGAGACGAUCUUAUUCUUUGUUGGCAGUUUUGGAGAACUACAAUCUAGAAUUCAACUAA
Molecule: messenger RNA, 1185 nt
Organism: Zophobas morio
Lineage: Eukaryota; Metazoa; Arthropoda; Insecta; Coleoptera; Tenebrionidae
Product: odorant receptor Or2-like
Exons: 5
Coding region: 1-1185 (394 amino acids)
Biological process (GO): sensory perception of smell; detection of chemical stimulus involved in sensory perception of smell
Cellular component (GO): plasma membrane
Molecular function (GO): odorant binding; olfactory receptor activity
Source: RefSeq, a predicted model, not a curated record